UCGCCAGAAGCGUCUUGGAUAACCUUAAGGUCUAUUUUAGACCUCAUGAGUGGAGCAAAAAGUAUUUUUGCGGCUGGCACUGCCAUUAACUAAUGGCUAAUGCAGCAGCCCUGAAGUAGAGGAGUCAAACUAACUGUCGGAAAGUCCAGGCACUUUCUUUGAACUAAAUGCUCAUGUGUGGCAACCAAUAAAGUCGCAGAGAAAGCUUUCCUGAAAGAAAACUGUUAUUUCCCGAUAAUUUGAAGGGGAAGUCAGAGAGAAGGGUGAAUGUCUUGCAACAAGGAAGAGGAGCUAUCAGCAUGGAUGAAUUGAUCGCCCCACAGCAGUGUGGUAAAGGAUGGUACUUGGCUCUCAUGGCCCCCAAUAUCAAGGGCCCAGCCUACGCCUGGCUCGACCCAUCCAGGCUCUAUUGCAACCAACAGGCCCUUCAGGACUGCGUCGAAGACUUGAUCCAUCCAUUCCAAAAUGACGCCAUAGACCUCGUAGCCGGGAUAGAUGCAAUGGGUUUUGUACUGGGCGCGGCCAUCGCUCACCACCUCGGGACGGGGUUUCUAGCGUUGCGGAAGGAAGGUCACCUCUGUGUGGCCACCAGGAGCACGGCCUACUCUGACUACACCGGGCGGCAGAAGGUGCUGGAGAUUCGUCAGGAUGUGAUUAGAGCAGGUUUGCGAGUCCUGCUGGUGGAUCAAUGGGUGGAGACUGGAGGAACGAUGAAGGCGGCAGUAAAACUCAUUGAACAAGAAGGUGGAACAGUAGCAGGUAUCGCUGCGAUUUGCAUUGAGGACACGUCGGGAGGAAGGCAGAUCAAAGAGCAAUACAAAUGUUCAACCUGUGUCCCCGACUUCCUGCAGCCACAGUUUAACAACAAAUACUUAGAGAGCUUCAAAGCCUUUGCGACUUAGUCAGAUUCAGAUUCAGAUUCAGAUUCAAUUUUAAUUGUCAUUGUCAGUGUACAGUACAGAGACAACGAAAUGCAUUUAGCAUCUCCCUUGAAGAGCGACAUAGCAAACGAUUUGAAUAAAAAAAAAUAAUAAUAAGUGUCCGGGGGGGGGGGGGGUGAUUGGCAGUCACCAGUGCAAUAAACACUACGUGAACAAUCCCUUGCUUCUCAAUGUCUCUCUUUUAUUGAUCUGGACUGAAGAGACAAAAGGUCAUAGAACCAAACUUGCCCACACCCACCAACAUGUCCCAUCUGUAUUCCCACCUGCCUGGGAGUAGGCCAUUCGGCCCUUCGGGCCAGUAGGUAUGCGCUGAAUGGCCUACUCUUGCACCUGUUGUCUAUUGGAUAGAAUUGGGUUUAGAGGGAUAUGGGCAAACACAGGCAGGAGGGACUAGUGUAGAUGGGACAUGUUGGUGACCUUUAGAGAUACAGCGUGGAAACUAUGGUCAAUUUUUACAUUUACACCAAGCCAAUCAACCAACAAACCUGUACGUCUUUGGAGUGUGGGAGGAAAGCUAAGAUCGUGGAGAAAACCCACGCAGGUCACGGGAAGAACGGGCAAACUCCUUACAGACAGCACCCGUAGUCGGGAUCGAACCCGGGUCUCUGGUGCUGCAUUCGCUGUAAGGCAGCGACUCUACUGCUGCGCCACCGUGCCGCCCUGUUUAAAUGUUUCUCAAACGUUGCAUUAAUGCAUUUAAUCCUCAGGAAGUGAAUUUUUUAAUGCAUAGGUGACAGAUAUUUGAGAAAAGGUUCAUUAUUUCUUGGGCUGUGCUGGAGAACGAGAGACUUUGUUAAUCUUUUAUUGGAACGUAGAACAAAUAGUACAGCACAGGAACAGGCCAUUCGGCCCACAAUGUCCGUGCUGAACAUGAUUCCAAGAUCCAUAAUCGAUACGUGGGCGGAACGGUGGCUCAGCGGUAGAGUCGCUGCCUUAGGGGCCUGUCCCACUUAGGCGACUCUUCAGCAGACUGCCGGUGAUCUUCAAACUCACGGCACUCGCCCGAACAACCGCGAUCUGGAACGGGGACUGUCAGAGUGGAACACGCACACGCACACGCACACACACACACACACGCACACACACACACACACACACACACGCACACACGCACACACACACACACACACACACACACACACACACAGACACACACACACACACACAGACACACACACACACACACACACACACACACACACACACACACACACACACACACACACACACACACACACACACACACACACACACACACAGACACACACGCACACACACA
This is a messenger RNA of Leucoraja erinaceus (little skate), 2220 nucleotides long. RefSeq lists its product as uncharacterized. Gene Ontology annotation, molecular function: adenine phosphoribosyltransferase activity. Bases 300 to 902 code for a protein of 200 amino acids. The record is from RefSeq and is a predicted model, not a curated record. The transcript has 6 exons. NCBI's taxonomy places the organism in Eukaryota, Metazoa, Chordata, Chondrichthyes, Rajiformes, Rajidae.